CAUUUUUAGCAACUUCGAUACAUAGGAUUCCGACGGUAAGCCAGCAUCUAAAAACUGGGCUGAGCUCUCAAAUUUCAUUAUCACCAUUCGCAAAUCAAUUGAAAAUUAGACAACAAAAAUUGACACUAAAAUACAAAGGGAAUUUCCCCCACAAAUCCAUAUAAAUUACAAAAUCCUUCAAUCUGCUUUUGUACAAUACUUCCAACCUUCCAAUAGUUCACACCCAAUUAACAAAGUUUCUGCCACAAUUGAUCGUUGGCGAAGCACGUCUAUAGAAUAUGGGAGGAUCCCCUUCAAAAAGAGUUUAUCACGCUCUGAAGAACUCGCCGGAAUUCAAUUCCGCCUGCGAAUCAGUCUUUCAAACCGAAGUCGCCCUGGCCCAGCACGCUUUCGCCGGAAUCAAACCAUACCAGCUCUUCUCCGCUGCAGAACGCCUCCACCAGGCUCUCGUCAGCAAUUCUUCCCCCGUACCUUUGAUUAAGAAGUGGGCUCCGUCUCCUCCGACCAGGGAACAAGUCGACCGGGCUUUAAAAUCCCUGCAGGCCCGUCUCCGCGAGUCAGGUUCCGGGUCGGGUCAAGAAGUGGGAAGCAAGGCCGAGGUGGUGCUGGGCGACGGGGAGUUCAAGGAGUUCUCGGUGGAUGUUUUCUCGGACGUCGUAGUUUCGAACGCGCGUAACGAGGUUUUGAAACGGGUUCCUGUCGGUAUCGCCGGAAUUGCUGGGGUGGGGAUGGUGGUUCGGCCGGGGAGGGAAGUGGUUGGGACGGUGAUCGGAGUCUACGCGAUUGGGGUUGCCACCGCCGUUUAUCUCAGUCUAAAUGACUGAAUAACCUUAUCGGGUCCUUUGUUUAAAAGGGUCGGAUCGAUUUAAAUAUUAACAGAGUGUAUUAUUAUGAAUUUUCAAAAUAGAGUUAAACUUUUGUAAGUUUUACAUAUAUAUAACAAAAAAUAAAAUAAAAUUAGCUAUUACUCUUUCUAUUAUUUUUACAGCUCUGUUCCAAAAAAAAGUGCUUAGGCUUUGUGCCUUUGUGGAACAAUUUUAUUAGGGCGAAUUACAUUUUACCCCUCGAGUUUUGGUUGAAUCUACCAUAAACCACCCGAGUUUUAGUAACACUAUCAUAUACUCCC
Molecule: messenger RNA, 1126 nt
Organism: Oldenlandia corymbosa var. corymbosa
Lineage: Eukaryota; Viridiplantae; Streptophyta; Magnoliopsida; Gentianales; Rubiaceae
Source: the annotation of a GenBank genome assembly